Aegilops tauschii subsp. strangulata is the source of this 740-nucleotide messenger RNA. RefSeq names its product heavy metal-associated isoprenylated plant protein 39. NCBI's taxonomy places the organism in Eukaryota, Viridiplantae, Streptophyta, Magnoliopsida, Poales, Poaceae. Gene Ontology annotation, molecular function: metal ion binding. The record is from RefSeq and is a predicted model, not a curated record.
CACCUGGCCACACGCACGCCCGCGGAUUAACGUACGCCCUAGUCCCACUGUGCCAACUCCCAACAACACACGGAGUCAUGGUAGUACGUGCCACGGCCUCUGCCUAUAAAUCCCCCAGGCUCCAUCACUCGCUGCUACAUCGUCGCCGGGAGGGAAGCCGCCGCUCGCCGUUCCAAUUCAUUCCAUCCCACCCUUCCAAAUUCAUUCGUCCAUCCGAGGAUCGAUGGCCGCCGUGAAGGUCAUUGCUUUACGGCCGAUCGAACUGAAGGUGGUGGUGAAGCUGGACCUGCACGACGACACGGGGAAGCGCAAGGCGAUCAAGGCCGUCUCCGCUCUCUGUGGUAUCGACGAGAUCGCCGUGGACAUGAAGGAGGACAAGAUGACGGUCGUGGGCACGGUCGACCCCGUCCACGUCGUCGGCAAGCUGCGCAGGCGCUUCUGCGCGGUGCAGGUGGUCUCCGUCGGUCCGGCCAAGGAUGAGGAGAAGAAGAAGGAGGUCUCCGCCGGCCCGGCCAAGGAGGACGAGAAGAAGAAGAAGAAGGCCAGCCGAUUGAUCGAUCGGGAUUCAUCAGCCUACCUGCACCGGUGACCGACGGCGUGCGUUAUAUAUAUAUGGCCGUGUGAGCUAAAUAUUGCACCGGUGAUCCGGCAGCUUGCUGCGCAUCCGCUGAGCUUGCCAGAUACGGAAUUACAGUGUGGAGAAGAACUACUACUGGUAAUAAAUAAAUCUGCUGCAUGCA